AUGGAUAAUUUAUGUACAGCAAUUGGUCCGAAGGGUCUGAUAAUGAGGCACGAAUUCGUCAGGCUGAUUAUCCAAAGCCUCUAUUCAUUGGGUUACAGAAAGUCCGCUUUGACUUUGGAAUCAGAAUCCAGUAUUUCUGGGAAAUCUUCACAGCUUGAGUUGCUAGAGUCCCAGAUUCUUCAGGGUAAUUGGGAUGCCUGCAUAGACAUCAUUAACUCGAUGGAGGAUUUGGUGGAGGAAGCACGAUCUUCAGCAUUGUUUCUUCUCUUUAAACAGUUUUUGUCAGAAUGUUUGAAUUGUGGCAACAUCUCGUUGGCACUGCAUAUUUUACGGAAUCAGGUUCCUGCCUUACUGGUUAGAGAGAAGGUGUGCAAUCUUGCUCGUGGUAUAUUUUCCUUAAAGGAGAUAGGUUUCAGAAACAAUGAAGAAAUCCAUGAUCUGCGAAAAAGCUGCUUAUGUGAGAUGGAAAAAUUGCUUCCUCCUCCUAUUCUUCUGGCUGAAGGAAGGCUGGUAUAUCUGGUUGAAAAGGCUAUCAUUGCCCAAAUUGAUUGUUGCAAGUAUCACAAUACAGAUGCGGGAGUUUCUCUUUAUCAGGAUCACUGCUGUUCCAGAGAUCAGAUACCCACAGAGACCUUUCAGAUUUUAACAGAGCACAAGAAUGAAGUUUGGUUUGUACAGUUCUCAAAUAAUGGAGAGUAUUUGGCCUCGUCUUCAAGUGACUGUACAGCAAUUGUGUGGAAGGUAAUGGAAGAUGGGCAAUUGGCAUUUAAACACGUGUUAAGCAGUCACCACAAACCGGUAUCUUUAGUGGCCUGGAGUCCUGAUGAUACCAGAUUGCUGACAUGUGGGAAUGGAGAAGUCCUCAAGCUGUGGGAUGUGGAAACAGGUACAUGCUUGAGUACAUUUGGAGGUCAUGGCUUCAUUGUCAGCUCAUGUGCUUGGUUUCCGGACUCAAAGCAACUCGUGUGUGGCAGUUCGGAGCCUGGGAAGGGCAUCUACGUGUGGGACUGUGAUGGAAAAGAAAUAAAAUCAUGGAAGGGAAGAAGGAUGCCAAAGGUUUCAGAUCUUGCCGUGACACCAGAUGGGGAGCAUCUUAUAGUUGUCUCUGAUAAAGAAAUCCGCAAGUUUAAUGUGGAGACAAGUACUGAACAAUUGAUCUUGGAGGCGCAUUCAAUCACAUCCCUUUCAGUGUCCACCAAUGGCGACUACUUCAUCGUCAAUCUCAACAGCCAGGAGAUCCAUCUAUGGGAUGUUGCCUGCAAAUGGGAUAAACCACUUAGGUUUGUGGGCCACAAGCAAGACAAGUAUGUCAUACGCUCCUGCUUUGGUGGGUUGAAUAGCUCAUUCAUCGCAAGUGGCAGCGAAGAUUCCCAGGUUUACAUAUGGAAUCGAAGAGAUCCAAAACCGAUUGAGAUCUUAAGCGGCCAUCUGAUGACAGUGAAUUGCGUGAGCUGGAACCCGAGAAGGCAUCGAAUGUUGGCAUCUGCGAGUGAUGAUGGUACAGUUCGGAUAUGGGGACCAAGUAAGGGCAACAGCCAUUCAAAAUAG
Messenger RNA from Linum trigynum, 1548 nucleotides. The record is from the annotation of a GenBank genome assembly. Lineage: Eukaryota; Viridiplantae; Streptophyta; Magnoliopsida; Malpighiales; Linaceae.